This is a messenger RNA of Jatropha curcas, 2074 nucleotides long. Its product is annotated as splicing factor U2af large subunit B. The record is from RefSeq and is a predicted model, not a curated record. Gene Ontology annotation, cellular component: nucleus. Gene Ontology annotation, biological process: mRNA processing. Lineage: Eukaryota; Viridiplantae; Streptophyta; Magnoliopsida; Malpighiales; Euphorbiaceae. Gene Ontology annotation, molecular function: RNA binding.
UGAAUAAAUUUUCUUGUCUUUAAUUUUCGAAGCAGAGAAAGGAGUGUUCGGAAAAGUAAUUUGUUUCGAAAUAAAAAAACAAACAAAAGAAAAAUCAAAGAUGACUGACUACGACGGAGUAGGUAACGAAGGUAAUGGAGCAAAUUUCGAGGUGGAAAACAGCGGUGGUGUUAGUGGUGGCUCCUCUCCCCAGCCUCGCCCUGGCAGCCACAGCCGUAGCGGAGCUGACGAUCACAGUGUUUCCAAAUCUAAGCUUGCAUCUCAUGACUAUACAAGAGAGUCUUCAAAAAGUAGAGAAAAGGAAAGAGAAAAGGGUCAUGAUAAGGAGAGGGAUCGAUAUCGAGAUCGUGAGAGAGACAGGGACCAAAAUCGUGAGAAAGAGAUCGACAAGGGGAGAAGCAGGGAUAGGGAUAGGGAAAGGGACCGAAACAAGGACAGUGACUCUGACCAUAAACAUCAUGAUCGCUACAGAGGAAGCGGUGGCAGAGAUAGAGAUGAUAAGGAACAUUACCGAAGUCGGGACAGACAUAGAGAUUAUGGUAGAGACAGGAAAGACAGGCACAGGCAUUCACAAUCUCCUCCAACACGCUCUCGAUCACGUUCGACAAGCAAAAGGAUAAGUGGUUUCGAUAUGGCUCCUUCUCCAUCUGCAAUGUUGACUGAUGCAGCAGCUGCUGCUGCUACAGGUCAGAAUCCUACAACAAAUCCUCCCAUUCCUGGAAUGUUUCCGAACAUGUUUCCUUUAAAUUUUGGGACUGGUCAGCAGUUUGGUACUCUCCCUGUUAUGCCAGUUCAUGCAAUGACACAGCAGGCUACUAGGCAUGCCCGACGGGUCUAUAUUGGAGGGCUACUCCCAACGGCCAAUGAACAGUCUGUAGCAACAUUUUUUAGCCAGGUUAUGGCAGCAAUUGGAGGUAACACUGCUGGCCCAGGGGAUGCUGUUGUAAAUGUCUACAUAAACCAUGAAAAGAAGUUUGCAUUUGUAGAGAUGAGAUCUGUUGAGGAGGCUAGCAAUGCAAUGGCUUUAGAUGGGAUCAUUUUUGAGGGUGCUCCUGUCAAGGUGAGGAGACCUAGUGACUAUAACCCAUCCCUUGCUGCAACACUUGGUCCAAGCCAGCCCAGUUCUAAUCUUAACCUGGCUGCAGUUGGCUUAAGUCCUGGCUCUACUGGUGGACUUGAGGGUCCAGACCGCAUCUUUGUGGGUGGGGUCCCCUAUUACUUCACUGAGGCACAAGUCAGAGAACUGUUGGAGUCUUUUGGGCCCUUGCGUGGUUUUGAUUUGGUAAAAGACAGAGAAACUGGGAACUCAAAAGGCUAUGCGUUUUGUGUAUACCAAGACCUUUCAGUUACGGACAUUGCUUGUGCUGCCUUGAAUGGAAUUAAAAUGGGGGAUAAAACUCUCACUGUUAGGCGUGCCACCCAGGGUUCUAACCAACCUAAGCCUGAGCAAGAGAGUGUACUAUUGCAUGCACAGCAGCAAAUUGCAUUGCAGAGACUUAUGUUACAGCCUCUCCCUACUAAAGUUGUGUGCCUUACCCAAGUGGUUAGUGUGGAUGAGCUCAAAGAUGACGAGGAAUAUGAAGACAUUUUGGAAGACAUGAGAAUGGAAGGCGGGAAAUUUGUUUGCUUCUUUUCACACGAUACAUGCAGGUACAUUGGUGAAUGUUGUUAUUCCUCGCCCUAGGCCAGAUGGUGAAGCCUCACCAGGAGUUGGUAAGGUUUUCUUGGAGUAUGCUGAUGUUGAAGGUGCCAUGAAAGCCCGAGCAGGGAUGAAUGGAAGGAAGUUCGGUGGGAACCAAGUUGUAGCUGUCUUUUUCCUGGAAAACAAGUUUUAUCAGUGUGAAUAUGAUGGGUAAAGAUUAUUCUAUAGUGAUGAUUUUGCAUCAGCCAUCAGGUGUUCUAUUAGCAGAGGACUUAUAAAUUAAUUAGAGUAUGAAAAUUUACUGUUGAUGUUAGCUUGUGUUCUCUUCUUCCUUUUGACUUUUAUGUUGCUUUUUUAAUGGAGUAAUAACAGAUAACGAUUAGUAUUGAACAAUACAAGUUGAAAUGGAACAUCUUGUUAUUCUUGCUAGUA